AUGUCACCUGAGCAAAUCAGAUAUUUUGUUGAACAUAACUUGGGCCCAACUCUCGCAAAAGCGGGCUAUAAUAAGAAUAAACUAAAACUAAUGAUUUUGGACGACAACACACCAUUCCUGGCCAACUGGACGGACAUUGUUCUGGCCGACAAUAGACUGGCACACGUGCUUUAUCGAUGGCCCCGGAAAUGGAAAGUGGUCUUAUGCGGAACGCAAUUAAAUCAUUGGGCCGUUGGUUGGAUUGAGUGGAAUAUGGCACUGGAUCUGAGUGGUGGUCCCACUUGGUUUGAAAGGCAAGGCUGUGGUGGACCCGUAUAUAUUAAUCCUCUGAAGGGUGAGGCCUACAAACAGCCCUCUUUCUACGCUUUGGGACAGUUUAGUAAAUUUAUUUCACCCGAUUCUGUACGUAUUGGACACGAGUUGGUGUCCAGUGUUGACGACAUACACGUAUUGACUGCCAAACGGCCCGACAAUGGAGUGGUAGUCGUUGUACUCAAUAGAGGCGACGAUAACAUGGAAUUGAAUCGCCGGCAUAUCGACAACUCGGACACCGUAUGUGUCUGUAACAGUACUUAUUGCGAUGACUUCCCACCGAUAGUGCGGCCAAAAGUUGGUUAUUUAUUGGUCUAUGAAAGCAACAAAAACGGCGAUCGCUUCAAACAGACUUCCCUUCAAUUCAAACCUCUCUCCGGCAAAAAUAAUUGUCUCGAAAAAUGCAAAGAAAAUGAAAUCACAAUAUCUGUGGAUACGAAUCAUGAGUACCAGAAAAUCUAUGGUUUUGGCAACGCUUUUACCGACUCAGCCGGUUAUAUGUUGAGUUCAGUGGACCCAUCCCUGGCCACUGCCAUCAUAAACAGCUAUUUUUCUGAUAAUGGUAUUGAGUUUUCCUUCGGAAGGGUUCCCACCUCUGGCGCCGACUAUUCCCUGCGUCCCUAUACUUACGACGACACCUAUAAUGACUUUACUCUCGAAAACUUUUCAUUACAAAAGGAGGACUUUGAAUGGAAAAUACCAUACAUAAAACAAGCACAGAGUGUCUGUCCACAUACACUUAAGCUGAUUGGCAGUAACUGGAGUCCACCCGUUUGGAUGAAACAAAUUGAAGAAUUUAUAGCUUUCAGUGAACUUAAAGGAGAUGUCGGCGGACAGUACUAUCAAAUUUUGGCCAAUUAUUUGCUAAAGUUUCUUGAGGCAUAUAAAGCGAAUGUCAAAUGGGUUCCCACCUCUGGCGCCGACUAUUCCCUGCGUCCCUAUACUUACGACGACACCUAUAAUGACUUUACUCUCGAAAACUUUUCAUUACAAAAGGAGGACUUUGAAUGGAAAAUACCAUACAUAAAACAUGCACAGAGUGUCUGUCCACAUACUCUUAAGCUGAUUGGCAGUAACUGGAGUCCACCCGUUUGGAUGAAACAAAUUGAGGAGUUUAUAGCUCACAGUGAACUUAAGGGAGAUGUCGGCGGACAGUACUAUCAAAUUUUGGCCGAUUAUUUGCUAAAGUUUCUUGAGGCAUAUAAAGCGAAUGGUAUAACCUUUUGGGGACUGACCACUGAAAACGAACCCAUUGAAGAUCACAAACUGAAUAACUUAAAAAUGUUUCUUGAGGCAUAUAAAGCGAAUGGUAUAACCUUUUGGGGACUGACCACUGAAAACGAACCCAUUGAAGAUCACAAACUGAAUAACUUAAAAAUGUCAGCCAGUCAAAUUAAGCAUUUUGUUGAAUACAAUUUGGGCCCAACACUCUCCAAAGCUGGUUAUGAUAAGUCUAAACUAGAAGUUAUGAUCAUUGAUGACAACACACCAUUCCUGACCAAUUGGACAGACAUUAUUCUGGCCGACAAUACUCUGGCACAGUAUGUGUCGGGUAUAGCCAGCCAUUGGUAUUAUAAUGAGGAUAUUGGUGGCGAAGCUGUAUCAGAGAUACUUGAAUAUAUCCAUGAUAAACACCCGGACUAUUUUAUAAUGAACACUGAGGCCUGUAUUCUCGAUGGGCCCGGCAAUGGCAACUGGUCCUACGCGGAACGGUAUGCUUUCGAUAUAAUCAAUAUAAGGGAAAGGCAAUUAAAUCAUUGGGCGGUUGGUUGGAUUGAGUGGAAUAUGGCACUGGAUCUGAGUGGUGGUCCCACUUGGUUUGAACGGAAAGGCUGUGGUGGACCCGUAUAUAUAGACCCUGUGAAGGGUGAGGCCUACAAACAGCCCUCUUUCUACGCUUUGGGACACUUCAGUAAAUUAGUUUCACCCGAUUCUGUACGUAUUGGACACGAGUUGGUGUCCAGUGUUGACGGCAUAUAUGUAUUGACUGCCAAACGGCCCGACAAUGGAGUGGUAGUCGUUGUACUCAAUAGAGGCGACGAUAACAUGGAAUUGAAUGUGAAUUAUCAGAAUAAUUGGGUCACUCAUGGAAUACCCGCUCAUUCCAUACAGUCUUACAUUUGGUAUGAAACGAGUUCCAGUGAUAUAGGUACCAGUACCAGUACCAGUACCAGUACCAGUGCUAUAGAAAAAUAUUAG
Molecule: messenger RNA, 2511 nt
Organism: Oppiella nova
Lineage: Eukaryota; Metazoa; Arthropoda; Arachnida; Sarcoptiformes; Oppiidae
Source: the annotation of a GenBank genome assembly